Aspergillus aculeatus ATCC 16872 is the source of this 993-nucleotide messenger RNA. Its product is annotated as SDR family oxidoreductase. Gene Ontology annotation, molecular function: oxidoreductase activity, acting on the CH-OH group of donors, NAD or NADP as acceptor. Lineage: Eukaryota; Fungi; Ascomycota; Eurotiomycetes; Eurotiales; Aspergillaceae. The coding region runs from base 1 to 993 and encodes 330 amino acids. The record is from RefSeq and is a predicted model, not a curated record. The transcript has 3 exons.
AUGAAUCUCCAACAGUCGAUCUCUCUCGUCCAAUCCUGGUCUCUUUCGUAUUGCGCCCAGCUGCCCGAGCCUGUACGGACUGCCCUUGACCGUCAUCCAGCCAUCCCGCUAGCCCUGAAUUCUUUGCUCGCUAUUGUUGUCCUGCGGUAUCUGAACCGCGCCCUCACAUCGUGGUCACUGGGGAACUGCUCCGCCAACAGAUGGAACCCGAAUCGUGAGCUGGUCCUCAUCACCGGUGGCAGCAGUGGCAUCGGCCAGCAGGUCGUCCUGCAGUUCGCCGAGCGGGGUGUGAAGUGCAUCAUCCUCGACAUCCAAGCACCUACCUAUACUCUGCCCAAAUCUGCUCAUUUUUACAAGACGGACAUCACGUCCACCGACGCGCUCCAUGCCACCGCCGAGCAGGUGCGCGCCGACCACGGCCACCCGACGGUGCUCGUCAACAACGCCGGCGUGGGCCACGACGGGACCAUCCUCGACGAGCCCGAGAGCAAGAUCCGCCAGACCUUCGAGGUCAACACGCUGGCGCACUUUCUGACGGUGCGCGAGUUCCUGCCGGCCAUGCUGGAGCGCAACCACGGGCAUGUGGUCACGGUGGCGAGCAUGGCCAGCUUCGUCGCGCUCGGCGAGAUGGUGGACUACUGUUGCUCCAAGGCCAGUGCGCUGGCGUUCCACGAAGGCCUGGGCCAGGAGAUUCGACACUGGUAUAAGCGGCCUGGUGUGAAGACGAGUGUCAUCCAUCCGUAUUGGGUCCGGACACCCAUGAUUCAGCAACUGACCGACGCUGGUGAUCUGUUCAAGCAGCCGGUCAUGACGGUGGAGCGUGUGGCAACGGCGAUCACGCGCCAGGUGGUGUCGGGCAGGAGUGGGCAGGUCAUUCUUCCUGAGGCUUACUCGGUCGCCAGUAUGGUGCGGGCAUUUCCAACAUGGUUGCAGGAGCACGUACGCGGGCUCUCUUCGAAGGACAUUCGACGGCUUCGGGAAGCGCAGAAAUGA